Vespa mandarinia (Asian giant hornet) is the source of this 3664-nucleotide messenger RNA. Its product is annotated as piggyBac transposable element-derived protein 4-like. The record is from RefSeq and is a predicted model, not a curated record. Lineage: Eukaryota; Metazoa; Arthropoda; Insecta; Hymenoptera; Vespidae.
CAAAUUACAACGAUUCGAUCGUUUCUUGUGAAAAGGUCCUAAAUGUUCCAAUGACAGCGACUAACAUAUAAAGCGCGAAUAAUUGAGUGUUAUUUUUUCAUGGCGCGAUACAACAAAGGUCCGACGAAAAUGAAAAGAUUUUUCUACAUUAACUUUUUGCACUCGAGAGGUGACUCUCACUCACCACAUGAUUUAAUGCCGCAACUCGAGUGGUGACUCUCGCUCACUACUUUGUUUGAUGCGGCAAUUCGACAUACGGCGAGAACUGUUUAUGUUUUCUUUCUUUCAUGUGGGUUCCUAAACUCUUCCUGUAUAAUGUUACGAAGAUAACAUAAUUUCCAUUUCCCAAUGGAAGUAAUGUUUUCUUAUCUGAAAUUAGUGUGCAAUCCUGAACCGGACUCUAUUUUCGGUCUUAGUUCGAACUUGAAAACCAUGGCAAAAGGAUUAUAAAAGUUGAAGUUUCUGAUGCUCAUAAGCAUGGAACUUAGUAAUGAAAUAAGCUCAAGUGAAGAUGAAUUUGAAGUAACGUUGCUUAACGAGGAAAUUACAUCUAUACAUAGAGAGCUUGACGAUAAAGAGAACACGAGCAGUGAUGAUGAUGAUAGUAAUGAAGUAAGUGGUGUAAGAAGACGAAAGAUCAGAAUAAUAAACAGUGAAUGUGACAGCGAUAGUGAUACUGCAGAAGAUCCACAAUCGGACAGUUCUGAAUGGAUUAGUUGUACAGAAUCCGAAGAAAUACCCUCGAGAAUACCGUUCAUAGCCGGCGACACUCCUGCUGGACCGCACAUACUCCUAGACAAGAAAGAACCGUUGGAUUUUUUCAAACUAUUUUUUACUAAUGAACUCGUGAAUGAAAUAGUUACUGAAACAAAUAACUACGCUAGAAAAAAGUUAGAGAACAAGACGCCAUCACAGUACUCAAUAUGGCGAGCUUGGCACAGUGUAACUAUCGAAGAAAUGUGGGCAUUUAUUGGAGUCAUAAUAAAUAUGGGGACAAUGCCGUUGGCGAAUUUGCAAGAGUAUUGGUCACGGAAUGAUAUAAGUUAUAUUCCUUUUUAUUCAAAUAAAUUUACCAGAGACAGAUUCAAUCAGAUUUUUUGGAUGCUUCAUCUAAAAACAAUCCCAACACGAGAUACUGGUCCAAGAACACGUUUACAACUAAUAAGCUGCUUUCUUGAAUACAUAAAUUCUAAAUUUUUAGAGUAUUUUUCACCGGGAAAAGAAAUUUGUGUGGAUGAGUCAAUUAUCAAAUUCAAAGGUCGGAUUUCCUUUAUCACUUAUAAUCCGAAAAAACCAACCAAAUGGUGUGUUAGAGUUUACACAAUGACAGACUCAAAUACUGGGUAUAUCUGUGGUAUUCUUCCUUAUUAUGGAAGUUUUACAACGGAGAAAUUGAUAAGGCCCGAUCUUCCAAUAUCAGCAAGAAUACCGCUGCACCUUUAUACGAUGCUGCUGAAGAAAAUACCUGGUACUCAAGGACACCAUAUGUUCACCGAUCGGUAUUACACCAGUUUUAUCUUGGCUGAAGAAUUAUUCAAACUGAAAUGCCACUUGACAGGAACAAUCUUAACGAAUAGGAAGAAUUUGCCAAAUCAAAUAAAAAAAACAAAAUUCCGCAAGAAAUCGACAGUAGCAUACCGCAAAAGAAAUACUUUAGUUUUAGCAUGGAAGGACAAGAAGGUUGUCACAUGCUUGACCAAUUGGAGUAAUGCAGGAAUGAGUACUGUAAAAAGGAUUUUACGAGAUGGUAUUGAAAUUAACGUCAAAAAGCCUAAUGUUGUAAUAAAUUAUAUAAAAUAUAUGGGCGGUGUCGAUCGUACAGAUCAAUAUGCUUCAACAUACUGUUUCUUAAGAAAAUCCUUGAAAUGGUGGCGUAAACUAUUUUUUUGGGGUCUGGAAAUUUGUGCAAUUAAUUCAUAUAUUCUUUAUAAAAUCACUGAAGAACAGAGAAGACAACGGCCGCUUAAACACUUGCCGUAUGUGAAAACCUUAGUUCAACAAUUAACUGGAGAUUUUCAUCAAAUACGUGAUCGAGCUUCAAUUUCAACCUCCAAUUCCGAAAAGAUCCGCCUGAAUGGAAAGUUGCAUAACAUUCUAACAGGAGUUAGGAAAGAUUGUAAAGUCUGCUCUCAAAGAAAUAAACUCGGCAAAAGACAUCAAACAACAUAUUAUUGUGAUACUUGUCCCGAAAAGCCGGGCAUCCAUCUCGGCAAUUGUUAUAUGAAAUAUCAUACAAAACAAAAUUACAAAAACUAAUAUUUUAGAAAUUAUCUUCGUAAAGGUCUAAAGAUAUAUAAAAUGUUAAAAUAUAAAAGUUUUAUAGGAUAAUUUGUGUGUGUAAUUAUUUCAAGUUAGAGGUAAAAAAUUCACCAAAAGUGCUACAAAACAUCUCGAGUUGCUGAUUCGUCCGCGCGAAAAUGACGCCGAUUGCAAAGGGUUAAUAUCAAAGAACUCUAAGCUACCACGGUUUACUAUAAUCGCUCGUCACGAAAUCUUUCUUGCUUGGCAGCGUCGAUCAAAGUCAAACUGUGAAUUAUCAAAAUUUUUGUAGAAAUAUUAGGUUGGAAACUAUGAAACGGGCGUUUUUUGUUUAGUCUGUGUUCAGUUGCGACUGAGAGAGAUACAUUGUAACGUGCGCUCGAUAUUUUAAUUUAUAAAGCUUAAAGAUAUUCUUUUUACUCAUUUUGUAAAAUUUUUUCGUGUUUGUAUCCCAUUUUUAUUUUAUUUUUAUCCUAAAUCAGAUGGAAACAAAACGCGAUUUACAUCUACUCUUUUUGUACGAGUUUAAAUUAAAUCAUACCGCAGCUCAAGUUUCAAGAAAUAUUAAUCAGGCAUUCGGAGAUGGAUCCACCAAUGAAAAAAUGCUCGAUAUUGGUUCCAAAAAUUUUGUUCUGGCAAUUUGACUAUCGUCAAUGAGCCUCGAGGAAGAUCACCGGCUCAUAUUGAUAACGAGGAAUUAAGGACUGUGGAAUCCGAUUCACACACAACUAGUCAAACACUUGGAUCUAAACUGGGAACUAGUCAUACAACUGUGUUAAAACAUUUGCGUGCAAUACAUAAAGUCAAAAAAUUGGACUCAUGUGCCGCACGAAUUGACGCAACUGCAGAUGAUCGAACGCAAAAGCAAGUGCGCAUCUUUGUUGCUUCGCAAUAUACGAUUGCCAUUUUUACACCAAAUCAUCACUUGUAAUGAAAAGUGGAUUUUGUAUGAUAAUUGAAAACGAUCAAGCCAAUGGGUAGAUAAGAAUACACCCCCAGGAUACAUCCCGAAACCGAGAUUUUAUCAAAAAAAAAUUAUGGUUAACACCAAUUAUGGUGGAAUGCCCAAGGAGUGAUCCAUUAUUCCCUUCUACAACCAGGCGAAACUAUAACAGCGAUGUCUUAUUGAUAUCAUACAUGAGAAACUUAUGAAAAAACAAUCAGCAUUGUUUAAUCGGCACGGCGCAAUAUUACUGCAUGAUAACGCACGAUCACGUAAAACUUCAAUUACUGUUGACAAAUUAACUUCUCUACAAUAUGAAAUUUUACCACAUCCUUCAUAUUCACCCGAUAUUUAAGCUUUAUAAAUUAAAAUAUCGAGCGUUACAAUGUAUGUCUUUCAGUCGCAGCUGAAUACAGACUAAACAAAAAACGCCCGUUUCAUAGUUUCCAACCUAAUAUCUCU